AUGCGGUACAGCCGUUAUGAGGACUUCACCACCAUAGACUGGAUACAUGAUUCGAUGUUGGACAGGAACCGACGACUGAGGCGCCGGAUGGAAAUUGAUGCGACACUCCGGGCUGCAAAUGGCCGGGUCACUUGGGGCUGGGUCUGGGCAACUAUGUGGAAAAUUACUUCAUUAGGGCAGAGCUGGUUCAUCAUAACUCUUGUCGGUGCUAUCAUUGGAGUUGACAGUGCUGCUAUGUCUAUUCUCACGGAGUGGCUUUCUGACUUGCGUCGCGGGUACUGCUCCGAAGGGUGGUGGCUCAAUCAGGAGUUUUGCUGCUGGGAGAUUGACGAAGUCGAUGUCCACGGUGCUUGCAAAGCAUGGAUCCCAUGGAGUGAAUAUACCUUUGGGAAUUGGAUUGUUUAUGUCCUACUGGCUUGCUUGUUCUCUUGGUUAUCUGCUCAUCUUGUGUAUAAUUUUGCACGUUACGCAGCGGGCUCAGGCAUCUCCGAGAUAAAAUGCAUCAUCACUGGAUUCAUUAUGAAGGGAUAUCUCGGAGGCUGGACACUCGUCAUCAAGAGUCUUACACUACCUCUAGUUAUCGCCUCAGGGUUAAACGUCGGGAAGGAGGGACCGUCAGUUCAUGUUGCAUGCUGCAUCGGUUUUGUUGUAGCCAGCAUGUUUCCCCAAUUUUCCCUCAGCCAAAGCAAAAUGCGAGAGAUUGUCACUGCGUCUAGUGCAGCGGGAGUCGCAGUAGCCUUUGGCUCUCCCAUCGGUGGCGUGCUCUUUUCUAUCGAGGAGAUGAGCCACACAUUCAAUAUAAAAACAAUGUGGCGCAGUUUUCUCUGUGCUCUCGUUGCCACUGCGACUCUCUCGGCCGUGAAUCCUUUCCGAACAGGCAAACUUGUACUUUUCCAGGUCUCGUACGAUCGAGACUGGCACUUCUUCGAAAUUGUUUUCUUUGUCAUAAUUGGAAUUUUUGGGGGUGUGUAUGGAGCCAUAGUGACUAAAUUUAACCUCCAAGUAGCAGCAUUCCGCAGGAAACACCUGCCUUCGUAUCCCAUCACUGAGGCUGUUACACUGGCAACCCUCACGGCGAUGUUCAGCUUUUUUAAUCGAUUCUUACGAAUUGACAUGACGGAGAGUAUGGCUAUCCUGUUCCGCGAGUGUGAAGGAGGAGGAGACUACGAAAACCUUUGCCAGACAUGGGCUCAAUGGCGUAUGGCGAAUUCGCUAUUCCUGGCAACAGUAUUUCGGAUAGGUUUUGUCAUUAUCUCCUACGGUUGCAAAGUCCCUGCUGGAAUAUUUGUUCCUUCAAUGGCUGUUGGCGCUACGUUUGGUCGAAUGGUCGGGAUUAUUGUUAAAGCUAUGUACAGGGCCUAUCCUACCGCGGGGUGGUUUGCCGUCUGUAAGCCCGAUGCACCAUGUAUAACUCCUGGAACAUAUGCCCUUCUCGGAGCCGCGGCUGCAUUAGGGGGCAUCAUGCGAAUGACUCUGACAGUUGUCGUAAUUAUGUAUGAGCUGACAGGGGCACUGAACUAUAUCCUCCCCACCAUGAUUGUCUUGCUGGCCACGAAAUUCGUCGGUGAUUACAUUGGCAUGGAGGGUAUUGCGGAAGAGAUGAUCAAGUUCAAUGGAUAUCCGUUCUUGCAUUCCGAUGUCCAUGGAUUAGACGUCCCAGUCUCCCGAGCUAUGCACGAGAAUCUUAUUACAAUCGAAGCAAGAAACGUGAAGCUUGAAGACUUAGAGCGCAAGCUUGAUUUGGCAAGUGUCCAGGGCUAUCCAGUCGUCAGCGUCGACGGUCGCAACACAUUGCUCGGAUACACCACCCGCUCAGACAUCCGGUAUCUCUUAGAGCGGAAAAGACGACGCGGUUGGCUUGAUCCGAACAGCCUCUGCACCUUCUGUAGCGAAUCGCAACUAUCAAUAACUCGAAGCUUCAAUGAUACUGGUUCACCUUCGCACGAUGGGGGUUGGAUGGGGCUGCCGAGACCGCUAAGAUCGCCAUUGACUUCGGCAGCUGAUGAGGAUGCUAUGCAGUUGACUCCCAUUACUGUUGCUCCUCGGACCUCACUGGAGACGGUCGUGCAAUUAUUCAAGAAAAUGGGUCCAAGCGUUAUAUUGGUGGAAGAGUAUGGUGUACUAAAGGGUCUGCUGACCGUUAAGGAUGUCAUGAGAUUUACUAUCGCCCUCGAGCAUGCCCAACGUGGCAUGCAAGAAAAUGAUGCUUUCUCCCUCGGCCUUGACAAUCCCGAGGUAUGGGACGAGUAUCGAGGAUCUCUACGGACAGUUUUGGAAGGAUCUUGGGUGUGGGCAACCCGGAAAACGGAACGUUUUGUUGCAUGGGUCAGGCUCGUACUGGGGAGGUAG
Cantharellus anzutake is the source of this 2349-nucleotide messenger RNA. RefSeq names its product voltage-gated chloride channel. Bases 1 to 2349 code for a protein of 782 amino acids. The record is from RefSeq and is a predicted model, not a curated record. The transcript has 18 exons. Lineage: Eukaryota; Fungi; Basidiomycota; Agaricomycetes; Cantharellales; Hydnaceae. Gene Ontology annotation, cellular component: endoplasmic reticulum; membrane; Golgi apparatus. Gene Ontology annotation, biological process: intracellular copper ion homeostasis; chloride transport; intracellular iron ion homeostasis. Gene Ontology annotation, molecular function: voltage-gated chloride channel activity.